AUGCCGGAAUUGAAGCCCUACAGAGGUGGCUACUACCUGUGGAAAUAUGUCCCUUCUCUACCAGGGGCAAUCAUAUUCUUGAUACUAUUCUUUGUGGCUACCAUCUUCCACUUCUGGAAGCUCCAUCGCACCAAGGCAUGGUUUUGUUUGGCAUUUGCCAUUGGAGGAAUCUUCGAGGUCAUAGGGUAUAUUGGACGAAUUGCCGCCUACAACAGCACAGACUCUGUGAUUGUCUACGCCAUUCAAAAUGUCUUCCUCCUGCUCGGACCCGCCCUAUUCGCAGCCUCCAUCUACAUGGCCCUGGGACGCAUCAUUCGCAGCGUUCGUGCAGAGAAACACUCUCUCGUCCGAAUCAAAUGGCUCACCAAGACAUUUGUCAUGGGUGACGUCGUAUCCUUUUUAGUACAAGCAGGUGCCUCGGGACUGAUGGCUACGGGCGACAAUGCGACAUUGGGCUCGCAUAUCGUGGUGGCCGGUCUCGUUAUUCAAGUCAUUAUGUUUGGUCUCUUCAUCAUCACGUCAAUCGUCUUCGAGGUGCGCAUGCGUCGGUCGCCUACUACUGAGGCUUUUGAUGAACGCAUCAAUUGGAUGAGUCAAUUGCGCACAUUGUAUGCUGUGAGUGCGCUCGUCUUGGUUCGAAGCAUCUUCCGUGUCGUCGAGUAUGCGGCCGGGAAUGACGCUUAUCCACUCACUCAUGAGUGGAUGCUGUAUAUUUUUGAUUCUCUUUUGAUGAUUGUCGCUAUGUUCAUUUGGGGUAUUUGGCACCCUGGCACUUUGCAGAAGUACAUCACGGCGGAUCGACAGGAUGUGACAGUUACGACUGAAGAAGCAGAGGCGAAGGCAUAG
This is a messenger RNA of Penicillium olsonii, 846 nucleotides long. The record is from the annotation of a GenBank genome assembly. Lineage: Eukaryota; Fungi; Ascomycota; Eurotiomycetes; Eurotiales; Aspergillaceae.